This is a messenger RNA of Neoarthrinium moseri, 1284 nucleotides long. RefSeq lists its product as uncharacterized. The record is from RefSeq and is a predicted model, not a curated record. The transcript has a single exon. The coding region runs from base 1 to 1284 and encodes 427 amino acids. NCBI's taxonomy places the organism in Eukaryota, Fungi, Ascomycota, Sordariomycetes, Amphisphaeriales, Apiosporaceae. Gene Ontology annotation, biological process: positive regulation of mitochondrial translation.
AUGCGCCGCUCUUUCCACAAGAUAGCCGCUCCGGUCACUCGGACUCGACAACUGCACACGGGCUUGCCCACACCCCGGCCCCAGCGCUGCUUUCACCAGAGCACCCUCUCGGCCUCCCCCCGGAAGCGCAACUUCUUCACGUCCAACCAGCUCCUGUCCAACGCCGACGGCAGACCGGACCCGCCCGAAGGCACGUCUCCCGUGGACGAGGCCGCCUCCCGCGCCCGGCUCGCCGGCCCCGCAGCCAAGCGGAAGACCGCUCGAUCUCCGGUUGCGAAGAAGAAGAUCCGCGCCAGUGCCCUGACCGGCAAGUCAACGGCCGGCGGUGCCGCUGCAGCAAGGGGCACCUCGGCGGCCGCUGCCGCUGCUGAGGAUGAUGCCGAUGAUGCCGAUUACACAAACACAUUCAGGGCCAUAUGUGUCGCCCGGUCCUUCGACAUGGAGGCGGUGCAGGACAUCCUGAAGGUCCAGGGCUUCAACAUCGACCCGGACAAUGCCGGCCUGGACAGCAACGAUGUUGUACAUGCCAGGUCAUGGAAUAACGGAGACAUAUUUGUCUUCAGUUCCGGUACUGUGGUCGCGUGGUCCGUCCCCACAGAUGCUAUCGUAACGCUGGCCACCAAACAUCUGCUGGGAGCUGCUCAGUUUCCCCACGUCAACGACCUAGAGCUGGAGGAUCUGCAGUUCUCUGUCGACGAAACCCGCGACAAUUGCUUCAUCAGGGACGAGGAGGUCGUUCUCGGCACGCGGGACUAUGCAACACACGAGAGGAAACUCGACGUCACCAUGGCCAAGGUUGCCUUCUCCAUGGGACUGGCCCGAAGCACCAAGCUGGCGGUCUUGGAGAACAAGCUGGACGAGUUCGCUGAGAAUGCGAGACCGAUAGCCCAGACGUUGGCGGACGGCUCUGAGCUGUCACAGUCGCGGCAGUUUAUUGUGAAAAAGACGGGCGAGAUCCUAAGCCUGCGAUCUCAACUCAAUACCUAUUCUGAGUUAACAGACAGUCUCCCCGACAUCUUCUGGGACAAGGAGUCAAAGAUUGAGACCUACUACAACCACAUCAGCAGGAUACUCGACGUCCAUCCGCGUAUCAAGCAGCUGAACACCAAGAUGGAUUAUGCUUCCGAGGCAGUAAGCGUCAUGCGCGAGAUGUCAAGUGAGAAGGCAGGCCAUAGAUUAGAGUGGAUCAUCAUCAUUUUGAUCACGGUUGAGGUGUUAUUCGAAGUCCGGAGGAUAUAUCGUGAGGAGUGUCUAGAGGGUGGUGGAGAAAAAAAAGCAUCGUAG